Messenger RNA from Argiope bruennichi, 846 nucleotides. Its product is annotated as THAP domain-containing protein 2-like. The transcript is spliced from 3 exons. NCBI's taxonomy places the organism in Eukaryota, Metazoa, Arthropoda, Arachnida, Araneae, Araneidae. The coding region runs from base 183 to 638 and encodes 151 amino acids. The record is from RefSeq and is a predicted model, not a curated record.
UCAGCCCGUGACGUCACGAGUUAGGAUGAAUUUUCAGGAAAAUUCUAAAGGCAGCUGGUGUAAAAGAGUGCGGUUAGUCACGGUAGAUGUUGGCGUAGCGAAGUGCGGGUAAUGUUUUACUGGUUUUAUUUAAAAGUUUUCUGAUCUUUUUUUCAUAUUAAUUUUAAUUUAUUGUAAUAAAGAUGCCUAGUGCGUGCUGUGUUCCUAACUGUAAAAGUAAUUACACGAAAAAUAGCCCCAAUAUUUCAGUAUUUUCGUUUCCAAGAGAUGAAAACACUAGAAGAGCAUGGAUCUCUGCAAUAAAGCGGGACAAUUUCGUGCCAACUAAAUAUAGUAAGGUCUGUGCUAAACAUUUUCCAGAAAAUCAGUUUUUAACUGUUAGAGAAGCGUUUAAUACCAGUACAGGAGAACUUAUUCAAGUACCAAUGGAGUAUAAAAGGCUUGUACCUGGUGCUGUACCUUCAAUUUUCCCUAAUUUACCCUCAUAUUUUUCUUCGGAAUCAAAAGCAAGAAGAGAAACUCCAAUGGAUAGGGCAACAUGUAAGGAUAUGGAAAACUUAAAAGCAGCUUUAAAUAGCAGUUUCCAGGACAUAGCAAAAAAAGAGGAGUUAGAAAAAAUCAAACUUUUUCUGAUUUAAUUUUAAAAUUUAAAAACUUUGAAUCAAAUAUAUGGAGUGUAAUUCAAAAAGCAAACAAAAUAAUUUUUAUUUGUCUAGACACUUCUCAAGCUCCUAAGGUAAGUCAUUCUUUAUUAAUUUCUUCCAAAUUAGAAGCCCAUGCAUAUGUUGCAGAUCAUGAGGUUAGAAGUUUAGGCAAUUUUUCUUUUCCAUUAGUCAUAAGUAAAUC